Orycteropus afer afer is the source of this 1191-nucleotide messenger RNA. RefSeq names its product serpin family B member 10 (gene SERPINB10). NCBI's taxonomy places the organism in Eukaryota, Metazoa, Chordata, Mammalia, Tubulidentata, Orycteropodidae. The record is from RefSeq and is a predicted model, not a curated record. Bases 1 to 1191 code for a protein of 396 amino acids. The transcript is spliced from 7 exons. Gene Ontology annotation, molecular function: serine-type endopeptidase inhibitor activity. Gene Ontology annotation, biological process: negative regulation of endopeptidase activity.
AUGGACUCUCUAGCAACAUCAAUCAACCAAUUUGCCCUGGAGUUUAACAAGAAGAUAGCUGAAACUGCAGAGGGUAAAAACAUUUUCUUUUCCCCCUGGGGCCUGGCAAAUUCCUUGGCCAUGGUGUACUUGGGCGCGAAAGGCAACACUGCAGCUCAAAUGGCCCAGGUGCUUCACUUGAACCAAGACCAAGAUGUCAGAUCUUGUCCUGAAAGUGAAAAGAAAAGGAAAAUGGAAUUAAGCAUGAGUAAUGAAGAAGUAAACUCCAAUUUCCAGACACUUAUCUCAGAAAUCAACAAGCCCAGCAAUGCCUACAUCCUUAAGACAGCCAAUGGGUUAUAUGCAGAGAAAACUUAUUCAUUUCACAAAAAAUAUAUAGAAGACAUGAAAAAAUAUUUUGGUGCAGAGCCACAGUUUGUUAAUUUUGCGGAAACUCCUGACCAAACCAGAAAGGUGAUCAACUCUUGGGUCACAAACCAGACCGAAGGUAAAAUCCUCAAUCUCCUCCCUGAGAACUCCGUGGAAGCUACAACCAAGAUGGUUCUGGUGAAUGCCCUUUACUUUAAAGGAAUGUGGGAACAUCAAUUCUUAGUGGCAAACACCACAGAGAAGCCUUUCAGAGUAAACAAGACCACAAGCAAGCCAGUGCAGAUGAUGUCAAUGAAAGAAAAACUCCUUAUAUUUCAUAUAGAAGAGCCAAAAGCCAACGGUGUUCAACUUUAUUAUGAGAAUCGUGACCUCAGCCUUCUCAUACUGCUGCCAGAAGACGUCAGUGGCCUGGAGCAGCUGGAAAGGGCCAUCACCUACAAGAAGCUGAGUGAGUGGACCAGAGCCGACAUGAUGGAGCUGUACGAAGUUCACCUGCAUCUUCCCAAAUUCAAGCUGCACAACAAUUAUGACCUGAAGGAGGUCCUGAGCCAAAUGGGCAUGAGAGAUGCCUUUGACCAGUCCAGAGCUGACUUCUCGGGCAUGUCUUCACUGAACUACCUAUAUCUAUUCAAUGUCUUCCACAACUCUUUCGUGGAAAUAAAUGAACAAGGGACGGAGGCUGCAGCAGGCUCUGGGAGUGUCAUGGAUAUCCGGGUUCAACUCCCCUCCCUGGAAUUCAAGGCAGACCACCCUUUCCUCUUCUUCAUCAGGCACAACAAAACCGAGAGCAUCCUUUUCUAUGGAAGAUUCUGCUCCCCCUAA